Daldinia caldariorum is the source of this 3792-nucleotide messenger RNA. Its product is annotated as Hira-domain-containing protein. Gene Ontology annotation, biological process: chromatin remodeling; DNA-templated transcription; regulation of DNA-templated transcription. NCBI's taxonomy places the organism in Eukaryota, Fungi, Ascomycota, Sordariomycetes, Xylariales, Hypoxylaceae. Gene Ontology annotation, molecular function: nucleosome binding; protein binding. Gene Ontology annotation, cellular component: nucleus; HIR complex. The transcript has 5 exons. Bases 145 to 3276 code for a protein of 1043 amino acids. The record is from RefSeq and is a predicted model, not a curated record.
UCGACAAACCAAACCAUUUACUGAAACUUCUGAGCGCGCAUUCUUUUUUUUUUUUUUUUUUUAAAUCGGGUUUCUCCCAUCUUUAUUUAAGUAACUUUAAGCUUAUGCCGACAUGCGAAUUACAAUUCCGAUUAUCGAGUCACCAUGCGCAUCAUUAAGCCAUCGUGGCUGAGCCAUAGAGGCGAGCAGAAAGACUUCGAGGUUUAUAGCUGCCACGUAUCGCCUGAUGGCAAACGACUUGCAACCGCCGGUGGAGAUGGCCAUGUUCGAGUUUGGUCAAUAGAAUCCAUUUACAACGCCGACGAUCCUUCCUACACGAAACCGAGGCAGCUCUGCCAUAUGAGCCAUCACCUCGGUACCAUCCAUUCCGUGCGCUUUUCACCCAAUGGUCGUUACCUCGCAUCAGGAGCAGACGACAAGAUUAUAUGUAUAUAUCAACUUGAAAGUGGUCCACCUACCAUCGCACCCUUUGGAACGAAUGAGCCCCCUCCCGUCGAGAAUUGGAAGACUUCAAGGCGAUUAAUAGGGCACGAUAAUGAUGUUCAAGAUCUCGCAUGGUCCUACGACGGCUCCAUCCUCGUCUCCGUGGGUCUCGAUUCCAAGGUUGUUAUAUGGUCGGGACAUACCUUUGAGAAGCUCAAGGUACUUGGGAAUCAUCAAAGCCAUGUGAAGGGGAUUACUUUCGACCCUGCAAAUAAGUUCUUUGCUACUGCUAGCGACGAUCGAUCUAUCAAAAUAUUCCGGUUUACUCCCCCAGCCCCUAAUGCGACUCAACAUGAUAUGGUUAAUAAUUUUCAACUCGAAACUACUAUUAGCGCUCCCUUCAAAUCCUCCCCAUUAACUACCUAUUUUCGAAGAUGCUCGUGGUCACCAGAUGGUAACCACAUUGCUGCAGCUAAUGCUGUCAAUGGUCCUGUAAGCUCUGUUGCAAUUAUCGAGCGAAGUAGGUGGGACAGCGAAAUCAACUUGAUCGGCCAUGAAGGUCCUACCGAAGUUUGCAUGUUUUCUCCUCGAUUAUUCCACACCAAGAAGCCUGUGGAAAAUGGAGCAACUAAUGGUCAUCCCGGGGGGUCUUUGGUCACAGUAAUAGCGUCGGCAGGCCAAGACAAGACCUUGAGCGUUUGGAACACUAAUACAUCUAGACCCGUGGUCAUCCUGCAGGAUAUGGCAUCAAAAUCAAUAUCAGAUCUUGCUUGGACGCCCGAUGGACAAAUCCUAUUUGCAUCAAGUCUUGACGGUGGCAUUGUCGCGGUUAAGUUCGACACCGGGGAAUUGGGCUGGGUGGCUAACCUGGAGGAAACGGAUAAGGCCCUGUCCAAGUACGGCGCUUCUCGGAAAGCUAUGGGAAUAGCAGAAGACGUUGAUGGGCUCCAGCUAGAAAAUCACAGCAAGGAAGGGGAGAGAAAAGGUGCCGAAUCGCGAAUGGGAGCGCUAAUGGGUGACUUUCAUCCGCUUCCGAAGGAUGCACCCCCUACAGCUAAUGGCGUUAAGAGUAGCAGUAGCACUGCAACACCAAACCCGCCACCGACGAAUGGACAGACGGACGCUCAGCCAGAAAAAGAAAAGGCGCCCGCCGCUGAAGAGUCGGCCGAUAAAGUCGCCGAACGGGUGACUGAAUUGAAAUCACGCGUAACUAUUACCAAGGACGGGAAGAAAAGAGUAGCGCCCAUGCUCAUUUCAUCAUCUGGAACUGGUCAAUCAUCGCUUCCGCAAAGCCAGCUAGUUGGAUCUAGCUCCUCCAAAGCCGCACAGAACGACGCCCCACAAACGAUACUGGAUCUCUCGAAACCGUAUGACGGAUUACCUGAGGGAGGGUUGGCAGCUAUGCUCCUUGGAAAUAAAAGGAAAGCUAUUGUGUCCGAAGGCGAAGACGACGAGGAGCAUCCAAGCAAGCGAUCCGCGUCUGGGCCAAGAGCUAUAAUGAGAAAUGGAGUAGAAGGUCUCGAGCCCGCAACUCUUGAACCGCCUAAACAUGGUCUCAUACCAACGCCGGAAUAUCUCCGACCAGCCAUUCUUAAUCCCUCUAUUGCAGUCUCUCAAGUUCGUUUAGCAGUACCUAAAGUUAGGUCGCAUAUCGUUCGCCCAUUAGAACGAGGCGUGCUGCAGGAUGAGAGUAGCUUAGAGGAAGCAUCGAAAGUACCGGAGAAUGUGAUCUUGGAAGCAAAGAACCCGGUAUCAAUUCGAGAACCCUCUCAUAUCACCGCUACGAAGCGCGGUACUCUACUCUGGCAAGAUUACCUUCCACGGGCUAUCAUCCUGGUGACUGGUAGCAAGAGAUUCUGGGCAGCAGCGUGCGAAGACGGCAGUAUAUAUACUUGGACUCCUGCGGGCCGUCGAUUAAUAAAUGCGAUGGUAUUGGAGUCCCAGCCGGUAAUUCUGGAGUGUCGCGAUUGGUGGCUGCUUUGCAUUACAGCGGUUGGUAUAUGUCAUGUUUGGAAUAUUAACACGCUAUCGUCGCCCCAUCCACCAGUUUCGCUUGCGCCUGUAUUAGAGAUUGCCAUUAGUUCGCUCCAAACGCAUGGCGCCAUGCCCGGUCCGGGUGUUACAUCUGCCCACUUAAACUCUAGCGGUCACAUUGUUGUUACCCUUACAAAUGGCGACGGGUACUAUUAUUCUCCAACGAUGUAUUCCUGGCAACGACUGUCUGAGUCCUGGUGGGCUGUGGGCAGCCAGUACUGGAAUAGCAACGAUUCUUCAGUCGGAGCUUUGCAAUCUACCGCAGUUGGAUCUGCAUCGUUAAAGGACGGUCAGGGUGAUGGAGCAACUGUUUCGGCCGGUAUUAUUCCUUACUUAGAACGACAUACGACGAACGAAUUCCUACUAAAGGGGAGAGCAUAUACCUUACAGCGACUAAUCAAGACCCUCCUCUCGAGGGACGGCUUCGAGUCCUUCGAGUCAAGUGUCAGUAUCGCCCAUCUAGAGAACCGGAUUGCCGGUGCGCUGCAGUUGGGUUCGAAGGACGAGUUCCGGCUGUAUUUGUUCAUGUACGCGAAACGGAUAGGAGCAGAGGGCCAUCGGGGGAAGGUAGAAGAACUUCUCAACAGUUUAGUCGGUGGCGUAUUGCAAGAUAAAAAGGGGGAGAAUGCAGAGGGCAAGGGAUGGUAUAGUCAGGACGAUGAUAUCUGCGGAUGGGACCGAAAGGACCUCCUAAAAGGCGUAGUGAUGAUUCUAGGAAAAUUCCGGGAACUCCAACGCCUUACUGUACAAUAUGCACGAAUCCUCGAGCUCACACACGAGGACGACAUGGCUGGGGAUGAUAUGAUGGUUGAAACGUGAUGUGCUCCGUUUCUAGUAAGGGCAGGAGUUAGGUAGCAAAUAGGGAAUUGUUCAUUAUUGAUUUCCAAGAUGAGAAACUCUGUGACAUGAUAGGAUUAUGCAAUACAGUCUGGAUGGACAGGAAACUACCUAAGUUCUACAGUGUCUACCAACAUUUAAGCAGCGUGCCUGCUUGAACAAUAUGGGUGACCCCGUGAUCAGAUAACAGACGGGUUGAUUAGGCGGGUGAUGGGACUCGUGGAUCAACCCGUGGCUGGCUGGCUGGCAUCUGACUGACGGGUGGGGACCGUUCCCGUGGUUCCUCUCCGUGAAUCGUCUCCGUGGUUUCCAUAAACUUUAUACUGAGGCAGUUGCGUUCGAAGGUACCUCCUUACCGGACUUACCUCCUUAUGGAUUGCGGUUGUUUCCCUGAUAUUCUACAAACGACAGGUGAAAGGCACUAGGGGGGUUUUGAAUUUUGAUAAGGCUGUUUGUUUCCUCCUAGCCAACAGCAAUCAAACUACUUUCCAAUUUCGA